GAAAUGACGUGAAUAACUUUUCGAUGCGAACGAAGUGUUUUCCAUAAUAGUCAGACGAUGACUGAAGAGGAUAAUAUCAACUUCACAUUUUCAUAACAUUUUCUAAUCUUGGAGUGGAUUUUCUUGUACAAAUACGAAGUCGAUCCGAGCAAAAGGUUUCGAGAAUCUCAUGGUAAGAAGCUGUUAAAAAAAAAAAAAAGAAAAUAGAAAGAUGAGAAACAGAUUCCUAACAGCGUCUGGCGCAUCGUAUGCAAUCAUCGAAUCAUCCGCAUCUUCGGGGCCACGUAACGCAAAGAAGAUGGAAGGGAGGCUAGAAAAAGCGAUUCGCCAUGUGUUCUGGCGACCAGAGCAAAUGUAUCGCGUGAUCGACGCAGUACACGCAUCAGUAGCCCGUGGAGCAUUAAACGAAAUACACGUGCCGUGAUUUAAAUACCGUCAUCGAUAGUCAUCGAUCUCGUCAUCGAUCUCGUCCCUGCGAUUAUCGAAAAAAGAGAAAGGACGAUGGCGUAGUUCCAUCACGUCCAAGCUAAGAACAUGGUAUAACCGUCUAUUUGAAAAGAAAAAUGAGUCUGGGGAUGAAGUGGAAGCUGGUUCUGUUCAGUUUAAUCGUAACGUCGAUGUUAUUGGACGUUUGCAACGGCACCAACACCACCUGGGACAAAAUACGGGAGAAGAAGGCGAGGAUCGUGAAGAAGCUGAAGAAGGACUUCCGCAAGCUGAAGAAACAAGAUGGCGCGAUUAAGCUGGUGGGUAGCGAGCAUAGCUACGAAGGAAACGUGGAAAUACUUCACGACGGGAAAUGGGGCGGCGUGUGCGACGACGAAUGGGAUUACUUGGAGGCCAAUGUGGUUUGCAGGCAAUUAGGCUUCGACGGUGCAAUUAAACCGACGGCGAACGGUCGCUUCGGCCAGGCCAGAAGAAGAUACUGGAUGGACAACGUAUACUGCGACGGCAGCGAGGAGGAGCUGUCCAAGUGCAGGUUCGACGGAUGGGGCGCCACCGACUGCGAGAGCAGCGAGGCGGCUGGUGUAAUUUGCGCCCACGGUGAACAGGACGAGGAGGGGGAGACGGCGACACGAACGAAGCCCAGGAGGAAGCCGCAGAAGUCGAGGAUCAACGAUAUCCAUCAACAGGGAGUGGCGAUAAGGCUGGUCGGGGGUCGCGUCCACUCCGAAGGCAGGGUCGAGGUCAAAUUAGGGAACUCUGAUUGGGGUGUCGUAUGCGGUGACGGAUGGACUCUGUUCGAGGCGGGGGUGGUCUGUCGUCAGUUGAGCCUUGGUUACGCUUCUGAUGCAGUCCAGACGAACUUUUUCGGGGGCUUGAAGAUACCAAUGGCUGUCAGCGGGGUCCAGUGUCGCGGUGACGAAGACAGCCUGAGCCAGUGUCUGCACGACAGGACUAUGGACUGUCCAGGUGAAAGAGAUGUUACGAACUGCGAAGUUUCGCAAUCCCUUGAAUUUCAGUUACGACAAUUGCUGCCAACAGGACUCGUCGAGAACGUGGCCAGCGUGGUCUGCCACCGGGAGAUGCCAGACCUGGUGUUCGACCACCUGGAGUUGAUGCGCACCGCUCACCUGGAGGACAGGCAACUCUAUUGGCUGCAGUGCGCCAUGGAAGAGAAUUGCGUCGCCUCCCAGGCGUACAAAGUGCAAAAGGAGUCGGAGAACUGGCACCUGGAGACGCGACGACUGCUUCGUUUUACCGCGAGGAUCCUGAACGCGGGAACCGCCGACUUUCGACCCUCUGUUCCUAAACACCUCUGGGAAUGGCACAUGUGUCACAUGCAUUACCACUCGAUGGAGGUGUUUGCAACGUUCGACGUCCUCGAUGCGAACGGAACCAGACUCGCGGAGGGCCACAAGGCGUCUUUCUGCCUGGAGGAUAAUCAAUGCUUGCCCGGGGUCGAACAGAGGUACAAAUGCGCCAAUUACGGUGACCAAGGAAUUUCUGUGAACUGCAGCGACGUGUACAAGUACAAUAUCGAUUGCCAGUGGGUGGACAUAUCCGAGCUUCAGCCUGGACAGUACACCUUCAAGGUCGCGGUGAAUCCGGAGUUCAAAGUGGGCGAGAUGUCGUUCGACAAUAACGCGGCGAUUUGUCGUUUGCUCUACACGGAAACUUUCGCCACUGUGCACAGUUGCGUCAUGGGGCGUCCUUGACACGAGCAUUCACGAUAAUUCGUCGAAGGAAAAAUCGAAGACUCGAACAGAUGCACCGUCCUUAUCGACUCGUGCAUUGAGAAAUCACCGCGACGCUUGUAAACAAUAAAACUGAUUACGUCUGGUCUCCAGAA
Hylaeus anthracinus is the source of this 2293-nucleotide messenger RNA. Its product is annotated as lysyl oxidase homolog 3B-like. Gene Ontology annotation, cellular component: membrane. The coding region runs from base 564 to 2159 and encodes 531 amino acids. The transcript has 7 exons. NCBI's taxonomy places the organism in Eukaryota, Metazoa, Arthropoda, Insecta, Hymenoptera, Colletidae. The record is from RefSeq and is a predicted model, not a curated record. Gene Ontology annotation, molecular function: copper ion binding; protein-lysine 6-oxidase activity. Gene Ontology annotation, biological process: peptidyl-lysine oxidation.